Messenger RNA from Phytophthora sojae, 198 nucleotides. RefSeq lists its product as hypothetical. The record is from RefSeq and is a predicted model, not a curated record. Lineage: Eukaryota; Oomycota; Peronosporomycetes; Peronosporales; Peronosporaceae. The transcript has a single exon. The annotation marks the transcript as partial.
GUCGGGAACGGGGAAUAUGAUGAACCGUUGAUACUUGGAAUCACGAGCUUGAAGCUAAUGCAAAACAUCGGUUCGCUACAGGAUCGCGAAGCAUUUCUAAUUUUUCACUUGGAUGCUACUUUCAAGCUGAGCGACAUCGGUUACCCUGUUGUUAUGUGCGGUUUCACCGAUCGCCACCGAAGCGGUAAUCUCGUGUAG